GAUGGAUUGAUGACCAACACCAGUAAGGCCUUCCCCUCACACACCACUUGCCCAGCAUGACGGCAUCUCCCACGUCGACCAAGGUGGGCCAGAACGAGGGCGGUGCAAAGGCGGACGCAAGAACGAGCAAGGGCAACGAUGCCAAGCAGAUCAAGAGGAAGAGGGUGCUCAUCGUGGGGGGCGGCUGCUCGGGCAUGUCAGCCGCCUAUUGCAUGUCGCUCAAGCCCGAUCUGUUUGACGUGACACUGUACGACAAGGCCAGCAGCGUGGGAGGCAGCGCCACGUCCUACCAGCUGCCCGCCGACGGCCGCUUUGGCGCCUCGUACAUCAACGACGGCGUGCAGGGCGCGAGCCCCGUCUUUUUCAACACGCUCAAGAUGUUUGAGGCUGUCCUGGGCUUUCGUGCCAGCGAUGUGGGCAUGCAGAUCAGCUUCGGAAAGGGCAAGGAGUCCUUUUGGUCCAACGUCUUUCCCAGCGAACUCGUCGAUGAGUAUCGCAACGACAUAAAAAAGUUCGGACGCACGCUUCAAACAAUCAAGCGUUUCGAGCCGAUUUUUGCCCUCAUUCCCGUCGACAAGAUGCUUGCCAUGUUUCGCUUCUCGCCCUCAUUUGGCGAGCGAAUGGUCUAUCCCCUGGUGGCCCUCUUCUUUGGGACGGGAAAUGAGACCCGGCACAUCUCGUCUGCCAUUCUGGAGAGAGUGUUUCUAGAUCCCAGUAUGCGCCUCUUUGAGUUCAGCGAAGAGAGCCUCCUUGCCAGCGUACCCCACAUGAAGGCUUUUCCCGAAUUGGCGCGCGUCUACGGCGCAUGGAGGGAAAAGGCGCAGGAACAAGGCAAUGUACGCAUCGAGACGGCCCGUCAAGUAUGCAGCGUAGAGCGAGGUUCCUCGCGGGCGAGAAGUGCUGGCGCCAACAUUCUCGCUACCAGCAAACCGGCCAAAGAAGACCAGGCAGCAUUGGAAGCUCAUGAGCCAGAAGAACGAGAGGAAGCCUUUGACGAAAUCAUCUUUGCAUGCGAUGCCGACAGUGCUCUCAAGAUCCUCAAGGCUGGAUCGGGACCGACGUGGAAAGAGUCGAAGAUUUUGGGAAAUGUCUUGUACAAGUGGGAUGUGACGGUGACGCACAACGAUUGGGACUAUAUGUGCAAGCACUAUCAAAUGACGUACGACGAGGAAUAUAACGCCAAGCGGGAUGAUGAAGACUCGAAGAAGGCCUUCCAAUUCGCAAAAGACAACUGGCGACCGCUGUACCUCAUCAAGAUGUAUGAGGACGAGCCGAGCAUGAUCGAGAUGAGCUUUGACCUGAGUCACUACCAGGGACAGUUCGAGGGCAUGCCAGCCGUAGGCAGAGGGGCCGACGUGACCCUCGAGCAGGCCCCUCCGACGGAGAGGGAGGGUGUGGGUGCGCAGGGGCCUCAAGAGGUUCCUGUUGAGGGACAGAGUGAAGAACAACUCCCCAAGGAGAGACACGUUUACCAGACCAUCUACCUCGAUCGCGAAAGGCGGGAGAAAUGGACAAAGGACGAGGUGCGCCAGGACAAAAUCAUUCUCGAAAAGUGGUGGAAGCAGCAGAGCCAUCGUUGGCAGCAUUACGGCGGUACUGUGCCGUGGAUGUGGACGAUUAAUGGAAAGAACAACACGAGCUUCGCAGGCGCUUGGUCGCUGGUUAACAUGCAUGAGGUGGGGAUCGCCAGCGGCUUUGCUGCCGCCUACCAACUCGGAGCGCCUUACCCUUUCAAGGGUGACGAAGAUUGCACUCGCCUGUUUCGUCUCUACCUUCUCCUGGCUCAUAUGGCUCGCAUGCGUUCUGAGGAUCGCAAGGGCUUCUUUGCCUAGGUGUCUUCUCUGCCAUUUGAUGUUGUAGUAGUACCCUAGAACGCGGCGUCAUAUCAUUGCAAGUGCAAAGUGC
Molecule: messenger RNA, 1905 nt
Organism: Acaromyces ingoldii
Lineage: Eukaryota; Fungi; Basidiomycota; Exobasidiomycetes; Exobasidiales; Cryptobasidiaceae
Product: nucleotide-binding domain-containing protein
Exons: 4
Coding region: 57-1832 (591 amino acids)
Molecular function (GO): oxidoreductase activity
Source: RefSeq, a predicted model, not a curated record